Molecule: messenger RNA, 1215 nt
Organism: Micromonas pusilla CCMP1545
Lineage: Eukaryota; Viridiplantae; Chlorophyta; Mamiellophyceae; Mamiellales; Mamiellaceae
Exons: 1
Coding region: 1-1215 (404 amino acids)
Source: RefSeq, a predicted model, not a curated record
AUGUCCUCCUCGGAGUACGAGAACCUCAUCCGCGUCGUGCGCACGGACGCGGACGCGCGCCGUCGGCUCGUCCUCAAGGCGUGCUUCCUCGCCGCGCUCGCGGAGCACGCGCCCGCCGUCGUGAAGCACCCGACGCGAGAGAAAAAGUGGCGGAAGGGCGACCUCGACGCGAUCGCCGCGGGAACGCUCGCGCGCGUCAAGAACGACGGCCCGCGAUCGGAGCUGCACUGCGUCGUGGGCGUGGACGACUUCAACGCCAACCUGCGGUACGCGAAAGGUUCGCUCGUGUACCUGCGAGCGGAGACGAAGCCGCCGCUGCGCGUGUUACUGUACGCGUCGCUGCCUCCGCCGACGCGCGCGGAGACGCCCCCGCCGACGGUGGCGUCGGGCGGCGGCGCGAACGACGCCGCGGAGAGGGAGAAGAGGGCGGCGGCGGCGAACGCGGCGGCGGCGAACGGCGUGAAGAUCGUGGACGCCGGCGCGGCGACGGAGGAGACGCUCGCGCUCAUCGUCGCCGCGUUGUCGUCGGAGCCGCCGCCGUCGACGGCGGAGGCUGGGGAGGAAAAGAUCGCGACGUGGGCGUCGUCCAAGGCGCGCGACGCGCUGACGUUCGCGCACGGCGCGUUCUGGCACGUCGUGCACGACCAGCACGUCUUCGGCGCGGCGGUCAGGGCGACGGGGGCGGGCGGGGGGGAGGAUAACGAUAACGCCAAAGGCGGGGGCGUUUCGACGGACGCGGACCCGGGGCUCAGAGUCGUCGCGAGACGAGGGAAGCACGCGUUCACGAUCUGGCACCACAACGCGACGCCGCGGACGUAUUUACAGAUCGCCAUCGCGUCCGUGGAGUGGAUGUCCGUGUUCAAGUCCGCUCGGUUCAUGUUCGUGUUCGUCGUCGCCGUGUACGGGGUGUGGUACAACAAGUUCUGCGCCGAGGACGAAGUCAACGGCGGCGCCAGGGCGGCGACGUGGAACGAGAUUCGAAAAAACACCGGCACCGCGGGGUGGGAAGAGUUCGUGAACAACUCGCCGCUGAGCGCGCUCGACGGCGCGAUCGCGCACUGGGGGUGUAAGGCCGGGCCGAGCCUCGCGCCGGCGGCGGUGUUGGUUCUGAUGGGGAUGGCGGCGAGCGGGAGCGGGUUCAUGAACUCCAUCGGCAGAGCCGCGGCGAUGCGGAUGAAACGGCGGAGCGCGGCGGCGGCGAAGAAGCGCGCGUGA